AAUACAACUCAAUGAUAACACCAAACAAAUUCACUUUAGUUCGAAACUCCAGUUCAAGAUGACCAAAUUAAGUGUAUCCGAAGUGAAUGGACUGAGUGAUGAUCAGUUCGAGUGGGUGUUCAGGAAUGUGAUCGAGCUGCGCUCGGAGGCGGCGGCGAGUGUGCUGGACUUGCGUCCGUUCACAGACGCCCCCGACCUCUGUGCCGCGUUUGACAAAUAUUUGGACCAACUCAGCGUUGAAGGCAAGUUGGAAGUUUUAAAAUCGCAUCCCGACUUGGCCGGUCGCCUAGCAGCGAAAGGAGAACUUACCCAAGAAUCCACAGAUGAACAACGCAGUGCUGGGUUAAACGAACUAACUGUUGAACAGAAAGCUAUUAUGGAUUUCAAUAAUGAAAGGUACAAAAAUAAAUUCGGAUUCCCGUUUAUUAUUUGUGCAAGAGAAAACAAAAUUCAAUCCAUUAUUGAAGGUUUAAAGAAUCGAUAUAACAAUACAAAAGUACAGGAAAUUGUUAUUGGAAUUAAUGAAGUGAAAAAAAUAUGUAAACUUAGAAUACUUGAUAUUGUACAGAGUUCAUGAAUUUCUGAUUAAAAUUACAUAAUUAUUAAUACGUUUUUAUUAUCAAUAUUAUAAAUACAAAAUAUAUAAUAAAUGUUUUA
Bicyclus anynana (squinting bush brown) is the source of this 657-nucleotide messenger RNA. Its product is annotated as 2-oxo-4-hydroxy-4-carboxy-5-ureidoimidazoline decarboxylase. The coding region runs from base 59 to 577 and encodes 172 amino acids. Lineage: Eukaryota; Metazoa; Arthropoda; Insecta; Lepidoptera; Nymphalidae. Gene Ontology annotation, molecular function: carboxy-lyase activity. The record is from RefSeq and is a predicted model, not a curated record. The transcript has 3 exons. Gene Ontology annotation, biological process: allantoin metabolic process.